Messenger RNA from Dreissena polymorpha, 1312 nucleotides. RefSeq lists its product as uncharacterized. The record is from RefSeq and is a predicted model, not a curated record. Bases 92 to 1255 code for a protein of 387 amino acids. NCBI's taxonomy places the organism in Eukaryota, Metazoa, Mollusca, Bivalvia, Myida, Dreissenidae. The transcript is spliced from 11 exons.
GUUCGUAUGUCGUUGACGUCAUUCUUUCAUAAUGACGUUACGUUUAACGUCGUAACCACAGAAAUACCACUGUCUGAAAGGUCUUGGCAAAAUGGAAAUAAUAAAAAUUCCGAGAUUGCACACAUGGCACGAAGAGAACGCCGUGUUCCGUUCGUUAGAGAAAUUCCUCGAGUUGUGUAAGCGUCUGUGUAGAGGGCGCCACCAGACCGGAAACGGAGCGGCACCGGUCGUCGUGUUGAAGGAAAUCUUGAACGAGAAGAAAUAUCCAGUACCGGAACUGCAAGUGCUCUACUACUCGCUCAGGGAUGCGGCCUUCUGUUACCGACCACCGGAAAGCAGGCUGGAGACGGGCAGUCAUACCGAACUAUUCCCGGCCUCCGUGAUUGGGCGAUGGGUAAAAGAGGUUACAACUCUGAAGAAACUAUGCGAUCAGUACUCGGAGUUAGUUUCGCAUUUCAUGGACGUGCAAGAGCGCUGCUGGAAAUCCCGAGACAAACUCAAGUUACACGCCAGUAUGCUCGAGGCCGCCGAAAUGUCGCUACCAAAUUACGUAGACACCGCCAAAGAAUAUGACGCCAGGAAGCUAGCUAUCAAAGGGCUGAAAAAGGACCUGAUUGAUCGCCAGGCACGGCACCACAAGAACAUCGUCAAGUACCAGAGCAUGCUGGGAGAGGAAGCCAAACUGCGCGCGCAUUUGCACGAGAUUUCGGAGCAACUCGAAACGGAGAUCGUCACGUGCCUUUGCGAUCACGUGACCAAGGCCUGGGCUAACCUGUGCCGAGCAACGCACCCGCUCUUGUUUCAAAGGGUGCUGGAUGCUUUAGAGUUAAGCAGGGGCCUUUACUGCUACACCACCACGUUUUUCCUAAUGAACCUACCGCCAGACGAUGUUUGCAGUAGCAAUUUCAACAAAAAAGUGCAGCGGGCUCGUUUUGAAAAAUCGUUGUUUGCUCAACAUACGACAGGAGACGACGAAGACUCAGGAUACGAAUCCUGCAACAUCCGAGUGUGCAUCAAUGACCGCCCAAAAACGAUUCCAGAAUAUUUUCUGAAACUGAGCCCAGGCGAUUUCGUGAAGCUAAAAAUGUUUUCAUCGGACAUGUGUGUCGCCUUUGGUUACCAGAAGAACGGCAGAUUCUCGUUCAAGAAGUGGGGCUUCAUUUACACCGACACCAUUAUGGAUGACAGCGAGGACGCCGAGAGUGAUCCAGAAAUGGACAGCACAACGACGGAGUCUACAAACAAGCUUCUUUAGUCAUUAGCUCACCGAGCAUUGGGAAUGAUUAAACUAGAAUAUAUUAUUUAAAUAUAA